UCAUAUCAUAAAAAGAAAGAAAGAAAGAAAUAAUAGUUCGUCGUUUUAAAGUUAUGGUAUCCAUCUACGCUCUAUCCGGGCUCCUUUGUAUUUCCCUGUUUGCAAGCUUCACUAAUGCAAGAAAAGAUCCAGGGGCGUACCUGCUGCAAGAUUUCGGCAAAGUUACAUCCACAAUCUCCAACGAAGAAAUCGACUGUCAUGCUUUAGGUAAAGCAUCGACACCUAAACCUAAGACUUCUUACACGAAAGAGUUUGAGCCGAGGCCAAAUAUCUCAGCAUACACAGACGAUGAAAAAACAGACGAGAAUAAAUCUUUCGUUAAAGACUUCGAGCCGAGGCCUAAUAUCUCAGCAUACACAGAUGAUGACAAAACAGAGGAGAAUAAAUCUUUCGUUAAAGACUUUGAGCCGAGGCCUAAUAUCUCAGCAUACACAGACGAUGAAAAAACAGAGGAGAAUAAAUCUUUCGUUAAAGACUUUGAGCCGAGGCCUAAUAUCUCAGCUUACACAGAUUAAGCAGAAUGUUUCGGUUUAUCGAGAGUACGGAAAGUAAGAUAAAUGCGUAUAUCUGCAUUUGAUAAAUAAAGGUUUGGGUGCGUUAUUGUGUGUAAUUGUAUUGUAUGCGCCCGAAUACGAGUUGCGUGAUACUAUUAUGGUGUGACUGCAUUUAAUUUAUGCAUGUAAUGUGUAUCCAAUCAAUGUAACAUAUAUGAUCUUUAUAAGAGUGAAGUUUCUUGAAA
Molecule: messenger RNA, 739 nt
Organism: Erythranthe guttata (spotted monkey flower)
Lineage: Eukaryota; Viridiplantae; Streptophyta; Magnoliopsida; Lamiales; Phrymaceae
Source: RefSeq, a predicted model, not a curated record